CAACACGGCUGUCUCUGACUCGGCAAGGAGACUUUUUUGAACCAUGUGGAGGACGUUGUGUGCUGCUGCUCUCCUAAUCUCUCUGGUUCACAUUGCUCUGUGUUCACUCCUGCUGGACUCAGAGUGGAAGACAUGGAAGACGAGACAUGGGAGGGUCUACAAGAGCUCGGUGCAGGAAGAGGCCAAGAGGAAGGUCUGGGAGGACAACUAUCACGCCAUCCAAGAGCACAACAGUGGAAACCACACCUUUCAACUUGGACUCAAUAUGUUUGCUGAUCUGACAAACGAGGAAUUUGAGAGGAUAUUCCUGACACCCAUGACAACCAGUGAGGUGGGAGAGAGAGGUGGGGAGAUGGAGGUUGAGGAACACGUCCACUCAGGGACCGUCAGCUACCCUUACUCUCUGGACUGGAGAGAGAAAGGAUUCGUCUCUCCCGUGAAGAGCCAGGGCUAUUGUGCCUCUUCGUGGGCUUUCAGUGCAGCCGGAUCAGUCGAGGGACAGCUCUUCAAGAAGACAGGGAGGAAGGGGAAAUCCCUGAGUGAGCAGCAGUUAAUUGACUGCAGCUGGAGCUACGGAAAUGCAGGCUGCAAUGGCGGACACAUGUUAUAUUCGUACAGAUACAUCAUGGACAAUGAGGGCAUCUGCACAGAGAGCUCUUACCCCUACCUGGGA
Messenger RNA from Geodia barretti, 673 nucleotides. Lineage: Eukaryota; Metazoa; Porifera; Demospongiae; Tetractinellida; Geodiidae. The record is from the annotation of a GenBank genome assembly.